AUGUACGAGAGCAACUUGGGACCGUUGCCAUUGUUCGAGACACCAUGGAGCAGGUGAGUUUUGAAUUUUAAUAUACGUUAUGUUUUCAUUUCUCAAAAUUAAAAAAAAAAAAAAAAAAAAAAAAUGUUUUAAAAUACGUUAUGUAGUUCCUUAAUUUUUAGAUACAUCUUGGUUAAGGAUACUAAAAAAAUGAUAACGCAAGGCAUCUUAAUCUUAAAAAUUUUUUUGCACAGUGCAAAAUUAAAUUUCUUUUGCACAGUGAAAAUUUCAAAAAAGUUAUUCUCUUUCUGCGCAGUGCAAAGUUCAAAGUUUAAAAAAAAUUUGCGCAGUGCAAAGUUUAAAAAACAGUUUUUUUUAGUGCACAGUGCAAAAAAAAUGUUUUUGCACGGUGCGAAGUUCAAAAAAAAAAAAAUAAAAAAAUAAAUAAAUAAAAUUUUGCCAAGUGUGCAAAAAAAAGAGUUAAAAAAAAAUUGUUUCUUUGUAAAAUACGGCAUGUUUUUGUGAGACACAAAAAAAUUGUUUCAUAGAUUUUUUUACGAUGUAAAAAUACGGAUUCAAAAGAUUUUUUUUGCCCUGUGCCCACAAGACCAUUGUUUUUUUUCUUUUUCUUUUUUUUUUGAAUGUAAAAUACGGCAGGCAGUUUCAGUCCUGAACUUAAAAUUACUUUAACAAAUAAAAAAUUUAUUUUUUUUAAUCCAUUUUGUUCAAAAGAAUUCUAUUUCUAAAAUUUUUUUUAAUGCACAGACGGUCCAAAAGUAGUGGCUUCAAGCUGGAAAAUAAGAGUAAAAUACGUUUACAAUAGGUCUAAUUUCUUUAAAAAAACUUUUUAAUGAAAAAAGAACAGUUUUUUUAUGUUUUUAUUUUUAAAAUACGCUUUUACAUUCUUAUUUAUUUAUAUUUGCACAGUGCAGCUAAAAAAUAAAAAAAAAGAUUUGAGCCGAGUUUUUCUUUUUUCUUUUUUUUUAAAGUAUUCCUCCAGGGAACACAUCGAAAAUUUUAUUAGCUUUUACCCCCCGUUUACGUUGUUAAUCAUCUCAGUAAAUCCCCAUUCCCUAAAAAUUAUUCCAUUCUUUUGCCCCAUAAACCCCGAUCAUUCGCUUGUUGCUCUAUUGACGUAUUGUUCACUCUCGACGAAAGACUUUACUUUAUGUUCGCUUACGUUGUAUUUGUUUUUUUAUUUUUUCGUUUUUUCAGAUUUUUAAAAUUUAUGGAAAAAAUAUUUUAUUGAAAUUUGAAAUACUAAUAGGGGAAGUACUCCAAGUGCGACGCUCAGAUUUUGAUGAAAAUUGGCACAAAUUUAGAAUAAUUUUUUCUAAGAUAUAUGCGAGAAUUGCAGCUCGCGUUUCGCAGAAACAACCGAGAUUUUUCGAUCGAAAGUCGGCCAAAAUUUAGAACUUUUUGCCGAAUUUCGGCACGAAAAGUCUCAUGCCUAUUUCAACCGUAAAGGAUAAUGUUUCUACAAAAAAUCAAAUUUUUCCGCACGAAACUGCCAAAGUUAUGGCCAAAAAAGCCAUUUCUCUCUGACCGCUCUCCAAGUUUGCUCUCUCGGAGGGAAAAAUCGUUCGAUAUCUCGGCGGCGCCCGCAAAGCGCGAGCUAAAACUUUCAGGAAUUGAUAUUUAGUCCAUUUCCGACGUGUGUGCAAAAUUUAAAGAAAAUCUGAGCGUCGCACUUGGAGUACUUCCACCGUAAAUAAAAAAUAGGCAGGAAAAUAUAAAUUUGGCAAUUUUUAAAAUACGAAAUGAUGACUUUUUUCAACCUUUUUCCGAUCAAAAAUCAUCAAAUAUAAAGCAAUAUCACCUGAACUGAACCGUUCUUCCCCUUUUCUGCGUCAUUUUUAAGAUUAAUUCGAGCAUUCGACAUGCUUCGUCUCACUUUUUACUCAUACUUUCGCGGAAAUCAGCUGUUCGGAGCAUUUUUUUUAUUGUCCCGACCACACCAUUCUCUUCACUCUUCGGCCCUCCGGAGGCCUUGUUAAUUUUGAUUUUUUGGGUGUUUUCGUAUUAGUCAGUUGUUUGGUUGGGUUUUUGGGGGUUCAAAAAUGUCGUUGCGGCGUAUUUUAACAACAAAAUCAGGGGAAAAAAACGUUUUUUGUAGAUGAAAUACGGGUAAAAUACGACGAGCUCAUCCUGGGGUUAACAUAUUUUUAAAAAAAUUUUUUUUUUUUUUUUUUUUUUUUAAUCCAAAAAUUUUGAAACUUUUUUUUUUCAAAAAUUCGGUCGAAAAUGGCUUGAAAUGGAAUAUUUUCAUGAUUCAAAUAAUACUAGUCCUUCCGAAAAGUCACCAGACUCAAAUCGGCGACACGCACUGUGCGAAAACAAAAAUUUUUUUUUGCACUGUGCAAAAAUAAAAAUUUGAUUUUUUGCACUGUGCAAUAGGCUUUUUUUGGGCUGUCGCUCUUUUUUCGCACAUUGCAAAGUCUAAAAAUCUGUCCGGUGACUCUCCGGGAGGACUUUGGCGACUGUGGACAAUUUUUUUUUUAAUUUUAUUUCAAAAAAAAAAAUUUCAAAAAUUCAAAAUUUUUUUUACCCAGAAUAGUUUGUAAUGAAAUAUUUUCCAUUUUAAAAUAACUUUUUUAUCAUUUUUUCAUAUUUUUUCCUAAUAAAUUUCAAAAAAAUCCAAUAAAAUCAAAGAUUUUCGCCGAAAAAAAUCGAUAGAAAACUCCUCUCUGUCAAAUAAAUUUGAUUAUUUUCGACCAAAAAUUCCAAAACAAUCAAGUUUUUAUGCUUUUUCAUCCAAAAAUCGGUCACAAAUUAAUUAAAAAUGAGCAUUUUUCCCAUAGAAAAGGCCACUAUCUAUGUGGAUUAGACUUUUUUUAUUUUUUUCUACAAAAAAUUCCAAAAAAAAUCAAAGUUUUUCUUCGAAAAAAUCCGCCAAAAAUUGCUUGAAAUUGAAUAUUUUUCUCUAUUUCUUCUCUCUGUUUUUAUUAUAAAUCUCCUUUUUAUUAUUUUCUUUGUCUUUUGCGCAAUCUUCCCCUUCAAUUUCUUUGAUUUUCCCUCUCGAAAAAUCGUAUCAGAAUAUAGUGUAAUUCUAUCGCCAACCACAAAUAUAAUAAAAAUGCGGAUCGAAAAAUGAUUUUAUGGCCAAAAAAUUAUAACUUUUUGUGGCCCAUUCGCAUGGAACAAAGGCGUGGGACGUGGCCGGGUUGUGGGAACAGAGGUGGUUUUUUUUUGGGAAAGGUGUUGGAGUGGUCAGAAGUGCCGACUUUGAAGGGUUUUAUGGGAUGGUCAAGUCAUAGCGGGGCCAAAAAGAAAAAAAAAGUUUUGACGAGUUUUUGCACGGUGCAAUCCGCGUCGCGGAGUGGCUUUGCGCGACAAACAAUCCGCACAGUGCGAAAUAAAAAUUAACUGUGCAGUUUGAUUUGGGCGACAAAUUUUUGAUUUCUUUUUUCAUGAGAAUUCAUCUUGCACUGUGCGUUUUUCCGUCGCAAUGCGACAAGUGUUUUCGCGCGACAGCGCACCGUGCAAACAUGCCGAACAUUUUGGAUCGUCUUCUUCGCACAGUGCAAACCGCUUCUUCACGCUUGCACUGUGCGCGGUCAGUUUUGCACUGUGCGUUUUUUCGUCGCAAUGCGACAAGUUUUUCGCGCGACGGCGCACCGUGCAAACAUGCGAAAACUUUUCUUCUCCCCGCUUUUGCACAGUGCAAACUUUUUUUUCAAGUUUGCACUGUGCGAAAAAAGCGAAAUGCACGGUGCGUUGGCGACAAGUAGCGAAAAUUCGAAACGCACUGUGCAGUUUCAUUUGGGCGACAAAUUUUUGAUUGCCCUUUUCAUGAGAAUUCAUUUUGCACUGUGCGUGGUCAGUGUUGCACCGUGCGCUUUUUCGUCGCAAUGCGACAGGUUUUUCGCGCGACAGCGCACCGUGCAAACAUGCGAAGACUCCUUGGGUCGCCUUCGCACAGUGCAAACCGCUUCUUCAAGUUUGCACUGCGCGAAAAGAGCGAAAUAGAAAAAAGUCUACAACUUUGGCAGUUUCGUGCGGAAAAAAUUGAUUUUUUGUAGAAACAUUAUCCUUUACGGUUGAAACAGGCAUGAAACUUUUCAUGCCGAAAUUCGGCAAAAAGUCCUAAAGUUUCGCCGACUUUCGACCUAAAAAUCUCGGUUGUUUCGGCAAAGCGCGAGCUAGGAUUCUCGCAUAUAUCUUAGAAAAAAUUUCUCUAAAUUUGUGCCAUGUUUCAUCAAAAUCUGAGCGUUGCACUUGGAGUACUUCCUCUGUGAGUUGGCGCGAAUUUUGGGCCAAAUCGCAUAGUGCAAAACGGUUCGUAAAAGAUACAGUCGCGCAACAUGCACCGUGCGGUGCGAUAAAGGAGGAAAAAGUCCACGCACUUGAUGAAAAUUCGAGUACUGCUCCAUAAACUUAAUUUCCAGGGCUCUCAUGCUACAACGUAUUUUACAUAAAUAUCUUUCUGGAUGAAUUCUGAACAAGUUUGUUAUCUAUUUCCUCUCUCAUUUUCCAUCAAUUUCAAUUUUACAAACCUACUCCUCGCCGCUUCUUCGGAACAACUUUAAUCAAACAAAACUGUCAAGAAACCAUUUGUUUUUUCGCUUCGCAAACGAUUAGCCCCAACCUUUCUCAUGACAUUGAACUUUGCAAACGAGAGAAGACCAAAUGAUUGCAUAGGGAUUACUUACUCAUCGGAGGCGAGUGAAUUGGAGAUCUAGCGGAAUUUAGUAUCUAUUUUUUUGUUGGAUUACUGUAGAUGUCAACUUUUUAGGAUAAAAAAAAUUUUUUGAAGGUGAAAUACGACGGACUAUUGCAAAAUGCCUUCUUUGAAAUUUAUAGAAAUGAAAAAGUAAAGAUUUUUCUUGCACUGUGCGGUCAAAAAAAUUCUCUUUCUGCACUGUGCAGUCAAAAAAUGGAUUGCUGUUUCGCACCGUGCAAUCAAAAAAGAUUAUUUUUUGCACUGUGCAGUCAAAAAAUUAUUGUUUGUCGCACUGUGCAAUGCAAUGAAAUUCUUUUUUUAUCGCACUGUGCGGUCAAAAAAUGGAUUGUUUUUUCGCACUGUGCAGUGAAAAAAUGGAUUGUCUUUUCGCACUGUGCAGUCAAAAAAGGGCUGUUUUUUGCACCGUGCAAUCAAAAAAGAUUAUUUUUUCGCACUGUGCAGUCAAAAAGUGGAUUGCUUUUUUGCACUGUGCAGUAAAAAAAUUGAUUGCUUUUUCGCACUGUGCAGUCAAAAAAUGGAUUGAUUUUUUGCACUGUGCAGUCAAAAAUUAUAUUUUUCUUUGCACUGUGCGGUCAAAAAAAGAUUAUUUUUCGCACCGUGCAGUGAAAAAAUGGAUUGUUUUUCCGCACCGUGCAGUCAAAAGUUAUAUUUUUCUUUGCACUGUGCAGUCAAAAAAAGUUUAUUUUUUUGCACCGUGCAGUCAAAAAAGACUAUCUUUUGCACCGUGCAAAAAAAUUUUUUUUUUGAUUUUCGAACCUUGAAAUGUCUUUCAACGAAAAAAAAUUGUUGAUAUGCUUUCCCAGAAAGGUGCCCCGCCGUGUCGCGAUCAAUCUUUCUCUCGCCUUGAUACUAAUUUAUGACCAUUUUCGGAGAUUAAAUUUUUUGCAGUAUUUUUUGUAAAACUGCUGGAGAAUGGUUCAGGAGGACGUAUUUUAAAAAUUUAUUAUUAAAUCAUAGCUUUUUUCGUAUUUUACAAAAAAAAAUUCUUUUUUAUUCCAAAAAAUCUCCGUAAUUUUUCGUAUUUUACGGCCUUGAUCGAGUGGAGAUGAAUCCCCGCGACCCCCGCGAUCAGUUUACGAUAUAAUUAUGGCUGGGAUUUGUUCCCGAAUUUAAUGAACCAUAAAAGCCCGGAGGCGGUUUCGAGGUCGUAUUUGAAUACGACCAUCAUCAUCGCUUUUCUUCUCCCCCCAAUUAAACGGUUUUAUUAUUCUGGCCGGCGAAGUUGUGUUGUAAUAAAACCAAUAUGAGCUGUGCUGUCGUUAUUUUUCGGUCACAGAGGCUUGUGUACAAGAAAUUUUCAUUUAUUUUUUGAGUGCACAGUGCAAACUUUUUUCACUUUUUGACUGCACAGUGCAAAAAAAAUUAUUUUGAUCUGCACCGUGCAAAAAAAUUAUAAUUUAUUUUGGGUGCACAGUGCAAAUUUUUGUUCAUUUUUUUGAUUGCACAGUGCAAAAAAAAAUUAUUUUGAUCUGCACCGUGCAAAAAAAUUAUAAUUUAUUUUGGGUGCACAGUGCAAAUUUUUGUUCAUUUUUUUGAUUGCACAGUGCAAAAAAAAUUAUUUUGAUCUGCACAGUGCAAAUUUUUAUUCAUUUCUUGACUGCACAGUGCAAAAAAAAUACUUUGAUCUGCACAGUGCAAACUUCUUUUUCACUUUCUGACUGCACAGUGCAGAAAAAUGCUAUUUUGAUCUGCACAGUGCAAACUUUUUUUUUUCACUUUUUGACCGCACAGUGCAAAUUCUCAUUUAUUUUUUGACUGCACAGUGCAAAAAAAAUCUUUUUGUUUGCACGGUGCAAAUGAUGUCGCAAGUUCACUUCUUGUCGCACAGUGAAAGGUAAAGCGAUUUUUUGCACUGUGCAGUCUUUUCGGUGACAGAAGAAGGUUUGAAAUUGGCUGCACAGUGCAAUAAAUUUUUCUUUUGCACAGUGCGAUCAAAACAAGUUAUUUGCACAGUGCAAAAAAUAAAAAUUGAUUUAUUUUUCGGCACUGUGCAAUCAAAAAAAUAUAUUUUUUUUUGCACAGUGCGAAAAAAUACAAAUUUAUGCCUUUUUUGCACUGUGCGAUUGAAAACAAGCUAUUUGCACAGUGCAAAAAAAAAAUAAAAUAAAAAUUGUUUAUUUCUUUUGCACUGUGCGGCCAAACAAAAUUUUUUGCACUGUGCGAUCAAAAACAAAUCUUUUUGCACUGUGCGAUCACCCGGAUCAAAAAAAAAUUUUUUUCUAUCAAAAAAUCCCGUCUGAUAAAAAAAUUGAACCCCACGCGCUUGCACGUAAUUUUCGCGUGCUCCCCGAUAUCCGGAUCGCUUCCCAAUCGCUAUCAGUUUCAGUGUUUUUCGAGAACUGUAUAUCCGCGCGCAUAAACAGAGGCCAGAAAAAAUAAACAUUGCGGAAAGGCUGAGGGGGAAAAAAUAAUAAAGCGAAACACUUGAGCGUGAACAGAGUUUUGGGGUCGGUCUUGAACACAUGCCUAGGAUAUUAGCAUUUUCAUAAAGUGCAUGGGCAUUUUUUCUGCUUUUGCAACGUGCAUUUUGAAUUUUUUCCCAUGCUUGGCGCCAACGCAGUUUUUAUAAGGGUUACGAGAUUUUAAGCUUGUUUUUUACAUGAACAGUAGACGUUUUUAGAUCAAAAAUUGCAAAAAAAUCGACGUAUUUCAGCGAUUUUCUGGAUGGCAAAAAAUUGGCAUUCUGUUUCACAUCCAGUGUGUAAGAUUUUGAGCAAAAAAACAAUCUUUUUUACAUAAAAUCGCCAAGUUACAGCCGAAAAAUUCCCAAAUUCCCCUCCGCCCGCUCUCCUAAUUUGUAUAUUUUUCGCACAGUGCACUUCGAACCUUUUCCCAUGCUUGUCGCAAAGGCACAGUGCAUUUUUCAUUUUUCUUUUUACGCACAGGGCAAACCUCAAAAAAAGCCGUUUGCACUGUGCAAAAAAUUGACAAAAGCUUUUGUCGCAGCGACAAUUCAAAUGCACGGUGCAAAAAUCGAGCUUUUUUUUGUGCACGGUGCGGCGAAAAAAGUCAAAUUUUGUUGACUUUUUUCGACCCCUUUUUCACACCGCACCGUGCAUGUUGCGCGACACGAUCCUUUUCCAAACAUUUUUGCACUGUGCAAUUUCUUUUUGCUCGCCCAAAAUUCGCACCGAAUCCAUUGAGAAAAGCUUGCGUCGCAGCGAUAUCCGCUUGCACAGUGCAAAAGGUCAAAUGCACGGUGCGAGAAUCGGGGGUUUUUUUGCACGGUGCGGAGUCGCUGAAGUGAUUUUAGCGACGUGCACUGUGCGAAAACAAAAUUUCAGUUUGCACUGUGCAAUUUUUUGUUUUUUGCACCGUGCAAUAGACUUUUUUGGGUUGUCGCUCGCACCCUGAAUUUUUUUGCACAGUGCAAGUUGCAGAAAUCAGCCCAACGACUUUUCGGACGGCUAUUUAUCCAAAAAAAUGAAUGAAAAUUUUUGGAAAAAUUAUUUUUGAUUUAUUCUUCGUAUUUUAGGCGAAUUUCUGUGCAAAAACUUCUUGAUAAUUUCCAAAAAUUGCGUGACAAAAAUCAUUCUUCCCUCCCAUUAAACGUUCCAUAUUCCCCAUUCCUAAUGAGCGCUCUUAAUAACCACCGCCGUCGGAUAUUAUGUUUACGAUGCGCUUUUGAUAUUAAUAGUCGAAAACGGGGCUCUCUUCCGACGCAUCCGUUUCCCGUCCGGGUGACCAUGACAUUGGAACACUAUUAGGGAGAUUUUUGGGAUAUGUUUUGUAUGAUAGCCGGCUGAAGGAUGCGUAUUAUAUAUGGGGUUUUAGAUGAAAAUUUUAAUAGGUUUAGGGGUAAAAUACGAUUUGUAAAAUGUUGGUCUUUGGUUAUUGUUUUAACAUAACCAUAGACAAACCUUAAAAAGUGCUAGCAAGAUUUAAAAAACAGUGGGCUUAACCGCGUUAAAUUUCACAAAAUCUCAAAUUUACAACAAAUUUUAUAGUAAAAUAUCUCAAAAUUUUAAGGCUGGAAUUUUCUUCAAAAUUUCCUUGUUUGUUAUACAUAGACCUCUUAUCAAUUCCUGAUAAUUUUGGCUCACACGUUUCAAGGACAUCUGAGUUAUUACCAUUUUUUUAAAGUCCAUGGGCAUUUACUAGUCGCGACAUAAAGUCCUGACACAUUUUGCACCGUGCGAAAGCUCGGGGUUUGGACGUCGUGCCCCCAAAUUCAUUUUGCACCGUGCAUUCUUCUUUCAUUUCAUCCGCACUGUGCAUCUUUUCGCAUUUGUCGCCGCGAUUUCCCGUUUUUGCGCUAGCGACGUGCACUUUCGCGCGCGACAAACCCGAAUUUGGGGGCGCGACGUCCAAAUCCCGAACUUUCGCACGGUGCAAAAUGUGUCAGGACUUUAUGGCGCGACUAGUAUUCGCGCCCCGCACGGUGCACAAAAAACACUCCAUUUUGCACUGUGCAUUUCACCUUUUUUUCUUUGCUUUUCGCACUGUGCACUUUCGAAAUAUCUCUGCGACAUUGAAAAGUUUGAUUCGUCGCUGCAUCGGCGAGACUUGCACAGUGCAAACGGCUUUUUUGAGGUUUGCACUGUGCGUAAAGAGAAAAAUGAAGAAUGCACUGUGCAUUUGCGACAAGCAUGGGAAAAGGUUCAAAAUGCACUGUGCGGAAAAAAUAAAAGUUGGGAGAGCGGGCGGAGGGGAAAUUUGGGACUUUUUCGGCUAUAACUUGGUGAAAUUUUGAGUAAAAAAAUUGUUUUUUUUUUUUGUAAAGAUCCUACAAACUGGAUGUGAAACAGAAUGCCAAUUUUUCGCCAUCCAGAAAAUCGCUGAAAUACGUCGAUUUUUUGGCAAUUUUUGAUCUAAAAACGUCUACUGUUCAUGUAAAAAGCAGGCUUAAAAUCUCGUAAUCCUCAUAAAAAUUAAUCUCUGAGGUUUUGCCAAGUUUUCCCAAGGUCUAAAUUUUCAAUUUUUUUAGUAAAAAAUGAAACACCUAAAAAGUGCAAAAAAUCAUUCCCUAGAAUCCAAAAAAACCGUUUCCAUGCUAAUUUCGGAAUUCUCACCAUGUUGAGGUCAGUGGUGUCAAGGUCUCGUCUUUUAUGUAAUAUGAAUGAAACGCAAAAAUUAUGCCGGGAAUCAACGCGUAAAUAUGUUUUCGGGUCAUUUAGAGGCUUUCAAGGCUUGUCUCGGUCAUUUCUAAAAUUUUUAACGGGAACGGAGUGCUAUAUGGUGUAUUUUAUAUAGGCCAAAAGAUGUGUUUUUACUAAUAUUUUUACUAAUUCUUUUUUUUCUCUUCAAAAAGAGUCAUUUUUUAAUUAAGAUUGUAUUUUUUCCUCUCGUUUUUGCCUCAUUUUUGCGAUGAGCAAGCUCUUUUCCACUUCCCGGAACUUUAUGAAUCGUAAGAAACAUUUCGGAUUUUCCGCUGGAGCCCCAAAAUUUUUAAAAUGAUUCCUUUUUGUAUUAGACGAUGACUUCUUCCUCUUUUCAUUCGCCAUGAAUGGUUCAAGAGUCUUCUUGAUCGAGCAUCCGCUUCAACAAGUCCGAUUCUUCGAGUCCUGCAAAGUAGAGGGCGGUUUCUUGGAUGAUUCUGAAGGUCUCUUGUCUUCCGGAGGGAGUCUUUUUACGGGUGAAUUUUUGGACUGCAUUUUUUGCAUUGUGCAAAAUUUUAGGGUUUUUUGCACAGUGCAGAUUAAGAUUUUUAACGAAAAAUAAAAAAAAUUUUUUUGCACUGUGCAGAUUGAAAUUUGCACUGUGAAAAAUUUUAUGAUUUUUUGCACUGUGCAGAUUGAAAAAAAUUUUUUUGCACUGUGCAAAUUUAGAAAAAAUGUUUUUUGCACUGUGCAGAUUGAAAAAUUUUUUGCACAGUGCAUAUUGAAAAAAUUUUUUUGCACUGUGCAAAAUUUUAUGAUUUUUUGCACUGUGCAGAUUGAAAAAAUUUUUUGCACAGUGCAUUUUGAAAAAAAAUUUUUGCACCGUGCAGAUUUAAAAUUUUUUUUGCACAGUGCAAGUUUUAAAGAAAAUUUUUUUGCACAGUGCAGAUUAAGAUUUUUUUUGCACUGUGCAUUAACGAAAAGUAAAAAAAAAAUUUUGCACUGUGCAAAUUUUGAAAAAAUGUUUUUUGCACUGUGCAGAUAGAAAAAAUUUUUUUUGCACAGUGCAAGUUUUAAAGAAAUUUUUUAUGCACAGUGCAGAUUAAGAUUUUUAACGAAAAAUAAAAAAAAAUUUUUUGCACUGUGCAAAUUUUGAAAAAACGUUUUUUGCACUGUGCAUAUAGAAAAAAAAAUUUGCACUGUGCAGAUUUAAAAAACACCUUUUGUGCACAGUGCAAACAAAAAAAAAUUUUAUUGCACUGUGCAAAUUUUGAAAAAAUGUUUUUGCACUGUGCAGAUAGAAAAAAAUUUUUUGCGCCGUGCAGAUUUAAAAAAAACAUCUUUUGUGCACAGUGCAAAUAAAAAAAAUCUUUAUUACACUGUGCAAAUUUUGAAAUAGUUUUUUUUUUUAGUUUUUUAGCACGGUGCAGUUGGCUUUUUCCACAGUGCAGAAAUUUCUUUAUUUUUAUGCACAGUGCAAUUCAAAAAAAAAACUUUCCACAUUGCAAAAAACACCUCAAGUUUUGCCUCACUGUAAAAAAACAAUUUAUUUUCGCUCGCAUUCCCAUAAAUUACCUUGUCUUCACGUAUGACAAUUAGCCUUCCGCAACCGGUAUAUUCGUCAUCAGUAUUUGUACAACCCGUCAUUCUAUUAAUCAAAUUUCUGUCCCUUUUCGCUUCAAAUGUCAUGUUCGAUUACGAAAAAGUGGGAAUGCGGAUCCGAAUAAAUCAAAAAAAGACGGAAUAUUUGUUUUGGAAAGAUUUUUUGUGUUGCGAAUGGCAAUUUGCGUCGUCGUGGUUCCUUUGUCUUAAAAGAAUGGUAGUUAAAAAAUUAGAAUGGCUUCGGAUCCGUUAAGGAGCCAAGGCCUUCUGACUUUUUUUGAUUUUUUCGGGUCUAAAAUUAAUUUUUUGAUUUUUCGUAAUUUGCACUGUGCGGUUGGGAAAAAGAGGAAUUGCAUGGAAAAGACAGGAAUUUCUUUGCGUUUUGAAGUAAAUAGGUCGAAUUGGCAGUGAAAUAAACAUCUUUAAGAGAAAAAUUACGUUUAAAGUUCGCCCGCACCGUGCAAUAGGCAUUUUCAAAUUUUGCACGGUGCGAGGAAAAGAAGUUUCAUUUUUGCACUGUGCAGGCCAUUUAUUUUUCCAAAAGUUUAUCAGUAAGAAUUUUUAGAGCCAUUAUAUCAUUUUCAAAUUGUUUUUACCACACUCAGAGUCGAGUUCACUGUGCAAUGGCCACUUUCCUAUUUUGCACAGUGAAAUAAACAGAAACUUAAUUUUUGCACAGUGCAGACCAUUUAUUUUAAAAAAUGUGUCAGUAAGGCUUUUUAAUGUCACUAUGUCAUUUUAAAACCCUUUGUGCCCCACUUAGAAUCCAUUGCACAGUGCAAUGGCCACUUUCCUAUUUUGCACAGUGCAAUAAACAGAAACUUAAUUUUUGCACUGUGCAGACCAUUUAGCUUUUAAAUCCUUUGCCAAUAAAUAUUUCUGGAGCCAUUAUAUCAUUUUCAAACCGUUUAUGCCACACUUAGACUCCAUUGCACUGUGCAAUGGCCACUUUCCUAUUUUGCACAGUGCAAUAAACAGAAACUUAAUUUUUGCACGGCGCAGACUAUUUAUUUUUCAAACAAUUUAUCAGCAAUAAUUUUUAAGGUUAUUGUGCCCUUUUUGAACCGUUUGUACCACACUUAGACUCCAUUGCACUCUGCAACAACCCCAAAAUUUCCUCGCACCGUGCAAAACUCAAGUUCAUCCCGUCCCUCUUUUCUUAGCUCUCCAGAGAUCCCGGAAACAUAUGAUAGCCCCUUCAAAUCGAAUAUUGACCCUAUUUUAUGCGCCCAUAAAAACCUGUUGUACACCACCUUUUCCCAACGCAUAUAAAUAAUGUUUGCUCAACGGAUUCCGUAACCGGAGGUUCUUUAACCGAGCCUCUUCGUGGUUUCAAGAAACUCGAAAGAAAGAAAAGACUAUUCGAACUCGAGUUGUGAGGGCUUACAUUUCGACUUUUGAUCGGGGAAAAAUUAUAUUUUUUUUUUGAGGACUGCACGGUGCGAAAAUUUCUUUUUUUUGGACAAUGCCGUAAGGAGGCCGGAGGGUUUCUGCAUGGGCUUAAUGCAUUUUUUGGUAAUUCUAACUUAGAAAGGACCGACCUCGUAUUUUAAAAAAAGUUUCUACUUUCAAUUUUUACAAAAAACUUUUUUUCAUUUUGCACAGAACAAAAAUUAUUUUGACUUUUUACUCACAAGGGAAGUACCCCAAGUGCGACGCUCAGAUUUUCUUUAAAUUUUGCACACACGUCGGGAAUAGACUAAAUAUCAACUCCUGAAAGUUUUAGCUCGCGCUUUGCAGGCGCCGCCGAGAUAUCGAACGAUUUUUGCCGCCGAGAGAGCACGCUAAAGAUAGAGAGCGGUCAGAGAGAAAAACGCUUUUUGGCUAUAACUUUGGCAGUUUCGCGCGGAAAAAUUUAAUUUUUUGUAGAAACAUUAUCCUUUACGGUAGAAAUAGGCAUGAAACCUUUCGUGCCGAAAUUGUACAAAAAGUUCUAAAUUUUCGCCGACUUUCGAUCUAAAAAUCUCGGUUGUUUCUGCGAAACGCGAGCUGCAAUUCUCGCAUAUAUCUUAGAAAAAAUUAUUCUAAAUUUGUGCCACGUUUCAUCAAAAUCUGAGCGUCGCACUUGGGGUACUUCCCCUGUCAACUGUUUCCUUUGGUUCCAGCUGCAAAUCGACUUGUCACUGUGCGCGUAUUUUACCUCUUAACUUAAAUUUUUAGGCUUGACUAAAAAUUAGUGCGAAGCUUCUAUUUUGAAAUUCCGCACGGUGCAAAAACUUGUUUUCAAAUUUUGCAAUGCAAAAUAAAAAAAACAGAAUUUUCUUUGCAAAUGGAAAAAUUUCGCACUGUGCAAUUUUUAAAAAAUUGCAAUUUUUUUUACAAAAUUAACAGCCGUUUCUGUGUUCCGUAUUUUACCAAUCAAUUUUGUUUUUUAUCCCCUGAACCUGAAAAAAUCGAUGAAAAAACUCCGCACUGUGCAAAAAAUUGAUUUUGAAAUUUUGUAUCGCCUAAUUAAAAAAAUCAAAGAUUCUUUCACAGAGGUCAAACAGUAGGCUGGAUGCACCGUAUUUUACCAAUCAAUUUUGUUUUUUAUCCCCUGAACCUGCAAAAAAUCGAUGGAAAAAUUUCGCACUGUGCAAAAAAUUGACUUUGAAAUUUUGUAUCGCCUAAUUAAAAACAAUCAAAGAUCCUUUAAAAAGUCAAAAAGAACACCCUAACUACGCGUAUUUUACCAAUCAAUUUUAUUUUUCAUCCCCUGAACCUGCAAAAAAUCGAUGGAAAAAUUUCGCACUGUGCAAAAAAUUGACUUUGAAAUUUUGUAUCGCCUAAUUAAAAAAAAUGAGAUUCCUUUUAAAAAUCGAUAAAUUCUGGUGCAGUUCCGUAUUUUACAUAUCAAUUUUAUUUUUCAUCCCCUGAAGCUGCAAAAAAUCGACGAAAAAUAUUCGCACUGUGCAAAAAAAUGAUUUUGAAAUUUUGUAUGGCCUAAUUAAAAACAAUCAAAGAUUCUUUCACAGAGGUCAAACAGUAGGCUGGAUGCACCGUAUUUUACCAAUCAAUUUUGUUUUUUAUCCCCUGAACCUGCAAAAAAUCGAUGGAAAAAUUUCGCACUGUGCAAAAAAUUGACUUUGAAAUUUUGUAUCGCCUAAUUAAAAACAAUCAAAGAUCCUUUAAAAAGUCAAAAAGAACACCCUAACUACGCGUAUUUUACCAAUCAAUUUUAUUUUUCAUCCCCUGAAGCUGCAAAAAAUCGACGAAAAAUAUUCGCACUGUGCAAAAAAAUGAUUUUGAAAUUUUGUAUGGCCUAAUUAAAAACAAUGAAAGAUCCUUUAAAAAGUCAAAAAGAACACCCUAACUACGCGUAUUUUACCAAUCAAUUUUGUUUUUUAUCCCCUGAACCUGCAAAAAAUCGAUGGAAAAAUUUCGCACUGUGCAAAAAAUUGACUUUGAAAUUUUGUAUCGCCUAAUUAAAAAAAUCAAAGAUUCUUUCACAGAGGUCAAACAGUAGGCUGGAUGCACCGUAUUUUACAUAUCAAUUCUAUUUUUCAUCCCUUGAACCUGCAAAAAGUCGAUGGAAAAAUUUCGCGCGGUGCAAAAAUCUGAUUUUGAAAUUUUGUAUGGCCUAAUUAAAAAGAAUCAAAGAUCCUUUUAAAAAGUAAAAAACCGCAUUUUGAUUUACCGUAUUUUACCAAUCACUUUUAUUUUUCAUCCCCUGAACCUGCAAAAAAUCGAUAAAAAAAAAUCCGCACUGUGCAAAAAACAAAAACAGACGAACCCCCUUAUUUCCCAAACUUUGUCCGAAAAUUCCACGGUAUUAGUGCGAAUUUCCCUCCCUGACAUCUGCUGCUUCUCCAACACCCUUCACCGCAACAUAUUCCAUCUUACUUUUUACCGAGUAAAUCUCCCCUUUCUCGGCUCGUCUUUGACUCCCUAAUUCGCGCGUCUCCGAUUCUCUUUUUUCGGGGGGAGUUUCGGCAUUCCGAGGGGCUCGAAUUAGUAAUUUUUUUUAAUCAAUGACCUUGAGUGUAAGUAAAAGUUUCUCACAUUUGGAAAUCGCUUUUUUUCGGCGUGAGGAGAGAGGGAGACGGCUAAUUUGGUCGAAUUUUUGAUGGAAAAUUGAGGUUUUUUCGAUGGCUUUUGAAAAUUUUUUUUAUGUGAUGACUACAUAGGCCAUUAUAUCGUAUUUUAAGACUAAUUUUUGUUAAAAAUUUUGAAAUUUUAAAAAAUUUUCAAAAAUUAAAAUUUUUUUUUAUUCUUUUUUUUUGAUUAAAAUAAGAUGAAAAUUUUGGCAAUGCCGUAUUUUACCCUUUAUUAUUUAUAAUCCUUCAAAAAAAUCGCAAAAUACUUCAAAAAAUCAAAAAAUUCAAAUUUAAAAAAAUUUCCCCUUAAGCGGUAAAUCUCAAAAAUUCUGCAAAUUUAACGUCCCCAGCCUCAGUAGGUCAUCGCGAAUUUUCUCAAUCCCCCUUUUAUUCGGUUGCACUUUACCCGAAAGACUUUCAAAUCCGCACUUAUCCCCGUUUAUCCCCCCGAUUUUCAAAAAUCCCGCGCAAUCGUCGGAAUUUGAACUGACGCCAGCUGGGCGAUUAAUGAAGGCCCCGAUUGUCCAUCGCUCCAAGUCCCCGCACCUUUUCGAAUUGGCGCAUUUAUUCAGACGGAAUUGUUUUCCGCUUCUAAUUGAGUCCAAUUUGAAACACCCAUUCCGCGUUGUUUUUGUGGGGGGAGAUUCGAGAUGAUGUAACCGACUAAUAGGGCGAGCGUGUUGCGUAAGUCACCGUGAUCCACUAUGGGUAAUCAUUUUGGAAGGUUUACGGUAAUUUUUGAAGAUCUUAGUGUUUUGGUUUUUGCACUGUGCGCUCAAGUUUUUAUGAAAUUCUAUACCGUAAAGUGUAAAUUUAAAAAAAUUUUAUGACAUUUAUUGCAUCUACUAGUCAUUCUGCAAAGGUUCAACUUCAUUAUUACCCUUAGGUUACUGUAGUUUUCAAGAUUUGCGCAAUUUUUUAUUUUGCACAGUGCAAAAAUUUUUUUUUGAUUUUCAGCUUGUUCUCGACGAAGUAAGUCUAGCUAUAUUGUAAAUAUGACUUAUCGAGAGUCUCGCAUAACAUACGAUCAACUUUUAUCAAAAGAGUUCCCUCAGCGACAGAGUAAAUUGAAAUUUUUCAUUUUGCACAGUGCAAUUGAUUUUUUUUUGUAUUUCGCACGGUGCGAUGGGCAAAAUUGGGAAAAAAAUUUUUGUCCCAAUUUUUUAUCCUCUGUGAGCUUCGUAUCUUUUGUAAUUUCAGUUUUUACCCUUCAUUUUGCUCAGUAAUUCACCUUUCUUUCCAUUGCACAGUGCGAUUUGCCUCUCCAAAACUUUGGUCAUAAAAUCGCACUGUGCGGUCGCCAAAUCGCUUUUCUUUGUCCAAAAACUUCUCCUCCCAUUACUAGUCAUUAAUAUCCGAGCCACAAUCGAUGACUUUCGACUCGUUACGACCCCAUUCGAACGCUGAUCUCUAUUUAUUUUCCGUUGACACGUUUCAAGUCUGGAGAAACUUUUUUUUUUUCACCGCUCCGCUUGCGAACGAUCCGUUUUGGGGAUGUUCUGAAAGGCGUUGCGCAAUCUGCCCGUCUUCCCAUUGUUCGAUCUUGUUAUUCUUUUGACUUUUCUUUGCAGCAUCGACUUGAGAGGGCUUUUGGUCCCGUUUAUGGGCAGAAUAUUGUAAAAAAAUUGCGGGAAAUGACAAUAAAGGCUUUAUAUAAAAAUCCACGAGCAUUUUCAGCCUAUUUUUUCUUGGAAUUUUUCAGAAAUUUUUGAUUUUUUUGGAUUUUUUGGAAACAUUUCCUCAGGCAAAAUUUGAAAUGACCUUCAAAAAUGAUUUUAGAAUAAAUUCAGCCGACUUUUUCUUGGAAUUUUUCAAAAAUUUUUGAUUUUUUUUUUGGAUUUUUUGUAAAAAUCGCCUCAGGCAAAAUUUGAAAUGACCUUCAAAAAUGAUUUUAGAAUAAAUUCAGCCGAUUUUUUCUAGGGAUUUUUCAAAAAAAAAAUCAUUUUUUAAAAUUUUUUGGAAAAAUUGCCUCAGGCAAAAUGUGCGAAAGUCUUCAAAAAUGAUUUUAGAAAGUUGAAUAUCCUUUAUUACGGUUUGAUCUUCACCUUUUCAUCGGUUUCCCUACCCCCAUCCCUUUUCUUUAUGACCUUUUUCGGAACAUGGAUUAGAAGACGUCUAAUACAAUGUUUGCUCACCAUUGGUCACUCUCCCCAGGUCCAAAAACUUUUGCUCGUCCUACACAUAUGUUUUCCUCGCCCCGAGGAAUUAUUUUCCCUUUCUUUGGAAAGGUGUUUGAAAACCGCACGGUGCGGUGGGUUUUUUGUGAACCGCACAGUGCGAUGGAAUUUUCGGGAGCUUUUGCACAGUGCAAGGACUAUACCAGAAAAAAUUGAUGUUAUAAGAUGAUGUCGUAAUGACAUAGAGGUUGUUUGGUCUCAGUAAAAAUUAAUUUGAAACAGUUUCAUAUGGGAUUUUUGGUCAAAAAUGAAAUUUUGCACUGUGCAGUCAAUUUUGCCUUUGUCUGCACUGUGCGAUGGAAUUUUCGGGAGCUUUUGCAUAGUGCAAGGGCUAUAUGAGAGAAAAUUGGUGUUAUAAGAUGAUGUCGUGAUGACGUAGAGGUUGUUUGAUGUCAUCAAAAAUUAAUUUGAAAUAGUUUCACGGGGUUUUUUAAAUAAAGAAAAAAUCUGCACUGUGCGGUGAAUUUUGUUUUUGUCUGCACGGUUCGACAAACAAAAAAUUGUUAAAUCUUUUUUUACUGAGUGCUACAGUAAUUCAUUUGCAAUAUUAUAAGUUAAUUUUUCUUUGCAUUACACAAUGCAAACAAGAUUUUUUGCGAAAAUAAAAAAUUUUGCACAGUGCAGACAAAAAUUUUUUUUUUCACUGUGCAAAAAAACCCAAACCCUAAAAAAUUAAAUUAAAAAUUCGGUUCUCUGAUCCAUCUAGUAGCCCAUCUUCCCUUUCCCCCAUCCGAAUUUCAACACUCGACGAAACCGAAAAUUGACCACGAAACUGGAUUUUCCAGCUACCAUUUUCUAAUCCUAAUUCGGUUCAUUUUUCCUUCUUUCAUUAAGUUUUUGGGGGACGAGUAAUCAAGCCCGUUACUCACCGUCCUCUUAAUUAUUCCGUAAUCUUCGACCAUUUCCGAGUUUAUUUUCAGUCGUUGAAAAAAAUGUGUUUCAGAUCGGCGAAGCGAUUUCUGGACCCGAUUUUGGACGGAGGGUCGGUUUCACGCGAAUUCGAGAGACUCUCACGGUUUGGCCGAGCCAACGGUGUGGACCAUAGAAGGAGCAGAAGUGCGCAUCCCACGAUUUUGGGAGAUAUGGCUUAUCGGUAAGGGGAAUAUGGCAAAUUUUGGUGGGAAAGACCGGAAAAACUUUCAAAAAAGUAGAAAAUUUUUUUUUAUAAUAUUUUGAACCUGUUUCGAACAGUUCUGACCUAUUAGAAAAGCCGCAUUUUACAAAAAAAAAUUUUCAAAAAAAAAAAUUUUGCACUGUGCAAAAAUUUUUUUGCCUAUUUUUGCACAGUGCAGUCCCAAAAAAUCCCAGAGUCCUCUAUAAAUCUCAUUUUACCAAAAAAAAUUCAAAUUAAAGCCUUUUCUAUCAAAUAAAAAUUCAUUUUUUUUCUUUCAGCCACAAGCCUCGAGCUUCUUCCUCGAGUCACCACUCGGUGGAGCCCAGUCUGCCGGAUCGUUUAGCGUCGGCGUUGAAGUCGUUGAGGCCUCAUCUAAAUCAUGGUCAGAAUAACAAUCGACAGAAGGUGGGUUAAAUUAAUUUUUAUGGUAAAAUACGGCUGGCUGACUGCAAAAAUUAUGGGGUCCCAAAAAAUGCACUGACUACAGAGUCUUGACAACUGCACUGUGCGAAAUUUUGAAGUUAAAAAAAUGCACCGUGCAAAACUCUAGGGCUUCUAAAACAGCACGUGCGAAAUUUCAAAGCCCAGAAAAUUGCACUGUGCGAAAAAGCAAAUUUUUAUAGCACUGUGCAAAUAAUUCCAAAGUUUCAGUCGAUGGUCGUGGACGCUGAUGAUGUUGUUUACUUCGCGAAUAAUGAACGUAUGACAAAUUCGGAUUACAUUGGGAAAGGUGGACAUAUGUGUAACGAAACUUGCCGACAUCAGGACCAAAUCGACGAUGGUGUUGAGAUGGGCAAUUAUAAAGAUGUAAGUGCUGUCAAAUCUUUGUGCAAUGGCUUGUAAUGGGUAAAAAAAUAUGUUUUUUUUAAUGUAAAAAGCUUUGUUUUGGUUCAAAUUACCCUAAAAUUUCACUUUCCGAGUUUUGAAAUUCUCCGUUAUGGGAGGGGUUUUGCUGUAGGGGAGUUUGUAACACAAUGUAAAAUACGUCUGCCCGAUUUUUCCUUCAAUUUAUAUUUCUUUUCAAAACCUCCACACGUCCCUUCUGUUUGCCCAUAUGAUUACCAGUCUUUGUCGCUUUUCCAAUCCCCCUCAGCCGUAUUGUAUUGUCGCCUUUUUUCAGUCAAAUCCAAAGACAAGACUGCAAAGUGCACCUCCGGCAGAACUAAAGACACUGGAUGAUCUACGGCAGCUCUAUCGAAAUGUCCCCACUUCGGAUGGGGACGAGGAUUUAGAAGCAAAUAAUGCGUAAGUGGAAAUUUGCCGAAAUGUUAUGUAACCUGCGAGAGAUAAGCGAAAAAGUUAUACAAGGAGCCCUUUUGGUAGAAGCAAAAGGGAAAAUCCAUCGUGAAAUUUCGAUCAUUUUCAACCGAAAACCCCUGGUUUUCGGGGUAAAAGAGGCCUUUUUCAAAAGGUUGCAGCGACCUCAGUUUGCAUUUAAAAAUCUUGUCAUUUCGUACGCAAAAAAUAAUGUCGCUUAAAAAUAUAAUACAUACUCCAAAAAGGAACUCUCUGCGCCGCCUCCGCCGAAAGUUAUAGCCUCCUGCUUUCCUUCACGUUUCUUGAAAGACUGUCACGACUUAGCUAUGAGUCGUGGUGUAAGAUGGCCCUUAACUUGCCCGCUACUACUAGUAUUCACUACCUAACCUGAUAACGCAAACUAGAGGACUCAGGCAAUAAAACUGUGAACUCACGAUAUUGACUCCAGACGAUGUGACCAUAGACAAAUCAAUAGACAAAUAGUAAAUAUAGUAGACUUUAUUGGCCACAACAGCAUAAGCAGGAAAAGACAAAACACAAAUUAAUAUGCUAAUAAUUGGCGAUUUCUCUUCCUUUUAUACCAAUUUGUCGGUCAUUCCGUGGGAGUAUGCAAAUUCGCACGCGAAGUCGUGACACUCCGGGGGCCACUUGCUCUUCUCCAUCAGCUGGCCUGAUGCGAUCAUAGCUAAGUCGUGACAAGACCCUGUAAAAAGCAAUUUGAUUCUGCUGCGACACAAUUCAUUUUCCCGGCGGCGAUGCGAUUUUCGAUGCAAUAGUGUGCUCAUUAUUUUCCGAUAGAUUGAAAAAAAUGCUGUAAAAAAAAAUCGUCAUUGGCCAAUUCCAUAUUAACCUCAUCCACUUCAGAUUCAAGCCCAAACGAACCUCGAGUGCCAAUUUCAACUCCAUCGAGCUGAAGCCUCCGGUUCCCUCGUCCUCUCCGCCCGGCUCACUUUCUCCCCGAUCGCCGGUCGUCAACGCCAGCUUAACCUCUUCUCUCUCGAGUUCAGCCUCCUCCUCGCGAUCGGCCGCCGACUCCGGCUAUCGCUCGCAUAAGCGGCUGCAAAAGGACCUGGAGAACAACAACACACCGGAAGUUUCGAUGGUCUACGUCAAUGACGGGAGUUUGUCAUCGACGGAGCUGCUGAAACGCGAGAAAAAGAAGGCUGAAAAUGCGGCAACGAAGAAAAUUACGGUUGUUCAAGUUUCGCAGAGUGUCUCGGCCGCUACACAAUCAGAUAUUCAGGCGUUCCGACCGGAGCCUUUCAAGGUACCCUUCACGUAUACGACCAGUGAUAUUCGACAAGUUAUUGAGCAGACUGUGCCGGCGCUGAGUCAGGGCUUCAGCAAUGAGAUCUUCAUGAUGUUGUUGACGAGAUUUCGGCAUUCCAUGGAUUUGUUUGCAAGCGAGGUCAGGAGAAAUAUCGGGCCGUUUGUGAAGUGCGCUGUGAGGGAUAUUAAUCUGACUUUGAUGGUAAGAAACGUUUUCAAAGUGAAGUAAAUGGCUUUGAAAUUAGUUUUAAAACACAUUAGAUUUAACUUAGAGGCAUCUGAGGGGAGCUAGGUGUAAUUUUAACCUCAAGGGGAAGACUUGACCCAAAGCCCAAAGUGUCAAGUCUUCUCCUUAUUUUUGAAAGCGCUGAAAUUGGCUUCUUUUUGAUUUUGUAAAUGUAAAAAUAAAUUUAGCUCUGUCUUAAACGGAAAAGAUGCAAUUUUAACUCCGAGGGGAAGACUUGACCCAAAGUGUCCAAAAGUGUCAAGUCUUUCCCUCUUUUUGAAAUUGAAAAAAAUUUACUUCCUCUUUAUUUUUAUAUUUAAAAAUAAAUUUUGCUCUCUCUAAAAGCGGCCGUAAACCUUUUUACCUCCAAAAGGAACACUUGACACAAAGUGUCAAGUCUUUCCCUCCUCAAAAAAACCGCGGAGAUCUCCUACUUCUUAAUUUUUAUAUAGUAAAAUACGUUGGGAACUCAUCAUAGAUUACAUUUUCAGUCUCUACUUCCCGAGAAAAUCGCCUAUGUCUGCAUGGACUACGCAGUUCAGACCUUGGCCUUCUUCUCAAAUUCAGCGUCAUUUUCCAAAAGUUUAGAGGCCAGAGCGUCGCUAAAAAUGAACGUCGGCAAGAUGUAUCGAUGGAUGAAGCUGUCCGGACUCACAGCCAUCGUUGUGGAUGUGGUAUGAACUUUUUAACGAACCAAAACUUACAUUCACCCGCUUUUUAGACCGCAGUCUAUCUCACCGCGAUUUUCGAACGUCUUUUACUGUCGUAUAUCCAAAACAUCGACAAAAAUCGAGGGACCAGGUCCUUCUCCGAGGUCCUGCGAACUCAUUCCUCAAUGUUCGACGCAUUUACCGGCACAUCUUUGAUGAAUGGCAUCUGCCUGCCUAGGUUCAGGUCCAUGGAGAAGAUAUUGGAUGUUGAUGUGCCAAUGGAAGAUGCGAAAAGCAGAAAAUGGUACAAACGAUGGGUUGAGAAUCACAAGUUGGGGCUGAGGUUUGAUGCGGAUGCCAAGAAUUGUCUCUUUUUCUAUGUGAAAUGCAAUGAAGAGGGGCAGAACUGCAACUGCACCGGGAAACGGUGAGAAUUUGACUGAACUUUGGAGGGAAAUUAAAUGGCUUUAAAAUAAAUUCUUGAACACCUUAGACUAAAUUUAGAGGCAUACGGGGGUAUCUUGGGGCAAUUUUAACUUCAAGGAGAAGACUUGACCGAAGGUGUCAAGUCUUUCCUUCUUUUUGAAAUUGCUGCAAUUGGCUGUUCUUUUAUUUCUAGAUGUAAAAAAUACUCGAAGUGGGGAUGAUUUUUGUUAAAAAUUUCUAGACACCUAACAAAAAAAAUUGUAAUUUUUCAAAAAAAAAAUUUUUUUCAUUGUUUUUCAUUUUCAGCCCAACUUUUGACGACUGGAUGGAGACCCUUCUAAAUCUUUCGGAACAUCGAAAUACCCUGCGAAUCACCCGCUCAGACGUCAUGGAAACCGCUAGGAUCCUGAAGGUUGUGGACCGGCUGCCGCAACGGCCCGCCACCGACUUUGUUGACAGCUCGGAUUGCCUCGAAUGGCAAUGGCUGGACCAGACAAGGCUUUGGGAAGUGGAUCAAGCCGAGAGACGGAAAAUUCUGGGACUCUGUGAUCUUGGGAGGACCAAUUCUCAUGUGAGAAUUUUUUUAUUUCUUUUUUUUUUUUUUUUUUUUGUAUUUUGCACUGUGCAGACAUUUUUUGGUUUUGUUUUUUUUGCACUGUGCAGAGAGUUUUUAUGAAAAUUUUUUGUUGCACAGUGCAAAAAAGAUUUUUUUUUGAAUUGCACCGUGCAAAAUUUAUUUUUUUCUUGCACAGUGCAGUCAUUCUGCAAUUUUAAAAAGUCGUGCUGCACUGUGCAAAAAAAAAUAAAAAAAGCUUGCACUGUGCAAAAAAAUAAAUUUUUUUCGACCUCUAAAAAUUGUAUUUCGAGAUUUUUUAAAAUUUUUGCAUAGUGCGAUUUUUUUGUAACAAAAUUUUUUUGCACCGUGCAAAAAAUUUUUCGAAUAUUUUUGCACUGUGCAAAGAAAAUUUUUUUUUACAAAACACCAAAAUCUUUCCAAUUACAUCUAAACUUAUUUUCAGGGCCUUUCCUGUCUCUCCCGUUGCAUUCUUAAUGGAAAUAAUGGGGCUGCAAAUCUAAUAGUGCACAAAACGAACGCCCACCUCGAUACUCCUAUAGCACCCGCCAAUUUGAAAGGACCUCACAAAAAUUGCAAAUUAUUCGACGAUUUCUUGGGCUGGACCCCGCUGUUUUGGGCCAUAGCGAAGGAGGAUGCGGAAAUGGUCAAAAAAUUGCUGGCGCAGAAUGUGCAUGUCAAUGCUGGAUGGAUGCGGCGGGAGACGCCAUUGCAGGUGAGUUUACUGAGUAAAAAACACAUGUUUUGGGAGUCAGUAGAGUUCAUAGAGUUCAGUAAUGCUUGUUUAUUAUUUUUUAGCAAUUUAAAAAAUUUUUGAAAUUUGCACUGUGCGAAAAUAAAAAAGUUGCUUUUGCACUGUGCAGAUCAGAUUUUUGGCCUAAAAAACCUUAAAGCUUAGUUGCCAAGGCAUGAUUUUUGUGCUACAUAAAUUCUUUUGUGUUCUACUCGCUGUGCUAAAAAAGAAAAUUUUGAAUUUCCGUUUGCACCGUGCAAAAUUUUGAAAUCUUUUUUUUUGCACUGUGCGAAAAACAUUUUCACUCAAAAAGUCGCAGAAAUCAAAAGAUUGAUAAAAAUUUUGGCGCCACGUAACUUUCUCCCACCUUAUUUGAUAUUUUACAGAUGACAAAAAUUGUUAAACUUUAUUGCACCGUGCGAAAUUUUGAGAUCUUUUUUGUGCACAGUGCAAAAUAAUUUUUCACUCAAAAAGCCAAUUUGUUAUGCCCUUGGGCGAUAAUUUUUUUACUGCGUAAAAUUUAUUAGAUAUAUUCAAGACGCCAGUAUAUAAAAACCAAAAUUUUUUUGUGCACUGUGCAAAAUUUUUAAUUUUUAUUUUCCGCACUGUGCAAUUUUCUAAAAAAUUUUUUUUUGCACAGUGCAGACAAAACUUGUUUAUUUUCCACUUCCCAAGCGCUCAGAAACACCUUCAGCCUAAAUAUUAACUGCUCAUUUUUCAGCUAGCCGCCGCUGUUGGCGCUCCAGAAGCGGUCCACCAACUUCUCAAGCACCGUGCGGACGCACAUUUCACCUCCGUCGAUUACGAGCACAAAGAUCAGCAGAAUGUGGCGGGCGCUCCAUCAGCGUUGGCAAUGGCAGCAGCUGCUGGAAAUUCCAAGGCGUUUAACUUGGUCCUAACCGAGCUGCGAAGGCCCACAUUUAGCAGGGAAGAUCUCCCAACGUCGAUUUCCGAGGGAAAAGGAAAGCUCAAGGAUUCGGCGGAGGAAACAACGCAGACUGUAAAUUAUGCGGAGUCGUCAAAAAUGACGCAGUUGGUAAUGCGGGUAAGUUUUUUUGUUGAUUUUUUUCGAUUUUUGAGUUUGAAAUUUUAUGAUUUUUUUGCACUGUGCAAAAUUUUUUUUGGUGCACAGUGCAGUUAUGAAAAAAAAAAAUUUUUGUACUGUGCGAGUUUACUGAGUAAAAAACUUGUUUUGGGAGUCAGCAGAGUUCAGUAAUGCUUGUUUAUUAUUUUUUGGCAAUUUGAAAAUUUCGGAAAUUUUGCACUGUGCGGAAAUAAAAAAAAUUGUUUUUUGCACUGUGCAGAUCGGAUUUUUGACCUAGGAUAUCGCAGAGCGGAGCAGAAAAAACAUGAUUUUUGUGCUAUGCAAAUUCUUUUGUGUUCUUUUGUAGUGCUAAAAAAGAAAAUUCGGAAUUUUUGUUUGCACUGUGCGAAAUUUUGAAAUCUUGUUUAUGCACAGUGCGAAAAAUCUGUAAAAGUUUUUUUGCGCACAGUGCAAUGACUGAAAAAAAUCUUCUUUGCACCGUGCGAAAAAUUUCGCGAACUUUUAUUUUGUGCACAGUGCAGUGACUAAAGAAUUUUUUGCACUGUGCAAAAAAUUGCGCUAAAAUUUUUUUGUGCACAGUGCAAAUCCGAUUAAAAAAAAUUUUUUUGGGAUAAAUUGAAGCUUUUCAAAAUGAAAUUUUUUCCUUAAUAGCUCAAAAAAUUGAAAACUUUGCACCGUGCAACUAAAGAAAAUUGGAUAUUUUCCACCCAAAAAUCGUUUUUUCUUCAGGAAGCCCUUUAUUACGCCGUGGAAUGCGGUAACUUGGAGUUGGCUUUCGAUUUGAAUUUAUUGGGAGUAAAAUGGACGAUAAAUUUGUGGACCAAAUGUCUGGAAUGGGCCGUGCAACAAAAGUCGAAUCAAGGCGUUAGAUUGGUUUUGGAGAGUUUUAAUCAAAGGCAGCUGCGACAAGCGCCACUUCAAGCCCUCGAGGGAUUCAAUCGGAAGGUAAAAAUUUAAUUUUUUUGAGAAAAAUUUUAAAAAAUUUUGCAAAAAUUUUAUUUUUUUUUAAAAUUUUUGUGAUUUUUUUUGAAUUUUUUAGAUUUUUUUUUAGAAUUUUUGAGAUUUUUUUUUAAUUUUCUGGGAUUUUUUUUGAAUUUUUUAAAUUUUUUUUUUGAAUUUUUGAGAUUUUUUUUUAAUUUUUGGGAUUUUUUUUAUUUUUAAGAUUUUUUAAAAUUUAAAAAAUUUUUUUUUUAAUUUUUGAUGUUUUUUUUUAAUUUUUUUGAUUUUUUUUGAAUUUUUGAGAUUUUUUUUUAUUUUUGGGAUUUUUUUUAUUUUUAAGAUUUUUUAAAAUUUUAAAAAUUUUUUUUUUAAUUUUUGAGGUUUUUUUUGAAUUUUUAGGAAAUUUUUUGAUAAAAAAUUUGAUGAAAAAUUUUUUUAAAUAUUUUUUUUUUUCAGUUAUUCGACAUCGUUGAGCUCGAUUUCACCGAUCCAUUCACGGACAAUCCCGUUUUCGCCCAACUUUUGAAGCUCAUUUCCUCCAUUUUCAAAGGAUUCCACACUGAUGUUGAGGACCGAAAAGACAACUCCUCAUCAGACAUCUCCCCAUCCAAGCCUUGUGGCGUAAUGAUUGACCCCAAGUAUUGUGAUAACGAGAAAUUCAGCGAUGUGAAGUUUGUGGUUGAUGGGAGAACCAUCUUUGCGCAUAGAAUUGCAUUGGUAAAUGCGAGUCAACAAUUCGAGGCGAUUUUGCAAAAUGGAGUUGACAGUGUGAAGGUGAAUGACAUCAGUUAUGCAACUUUUAAGGUGAGGAAUUUUAAUGAAAAUUAUAAAAAAAUAAAAAAAUUUUUUUUCAAAAAAUAAAAAAUAAAAAAAAAUAAAAAUAAUUAAAAAAAUAAAAUUUAAAAAAAUUAGAAAAAAUAUUUUUUAAAUAAAUAAAAUUAAGAAAACCAUUUUUUGAAUUAAAAAAAGCCGUAAUUUAGUUUUCAAAAAAAAAAAAUAAAAUAAAAAAAAGAAAAAUUUUUAAAUAAAAAUUUUUUCUGAAAAAAAUAAAAAAAAAUAUUUUUUAAAAUUAAAAAAUUAUUAAUUUUUACAAAAAAAAAACAAAAAAAUAAAAGUUUUAAAAAAUCAAAAAAUCUCAUUUCUAGGCCCUAAUUGAGUUCGUAUACGGAAAGCGCGCCGAAUGUCUCAAACAUAUCUCAGCUGAGCCAAUUUCCGAACAACUGAAGGCAAUCCAAUCGGCGGAAAGAUUCGGAUUGUCCGAGUUAUCCGAACUGAUCGUCAAAGCAAUCAGCGAUCAUAUCGAGGUCGUCAAUUGCUUAUCGAUAUAUCAGCAUGCUAUUGUAGGUCGAUAUUUUAGUUUUAUUUUUUUUAUUUUCAUUCCAUCCCUCAAAACCUUACAAAAAUUCCAAAAAACAACUUUCCAGAAGACCGACAACACCCGCCUGCUGAAGCGCGUGGAGCCGUUCAUCCUCUGCCAUCUGGAGGAAAUCCUCGGCCGCAGCUCGCGCCAUCGUCUCGAGUUCAUCCAAAUGAACAAAACCUUCGACCUCACGCAACGUUUAGCCAUAUAUUCGAAUCGCACCGUGCGCCAAAUCUUUCACAACUUCGAGUCCGAAGAGCUUUCCGUCCACAAACUGUAA
Messenger RNA from Bursaphelenchus xylophilus (pine wood nematode), 27370 nucleotides. The record is from the annotation of a GenBank genome assembly. Lineage: Eukaryota; Metazoa; Nematoda; Chromadorea; Rhabditida; Aphelenchoididae.